Molecule: messenger RNA, 1417 nt
Organism: Vigna radiata var. radiata (mung bean)
Lineage: Eukaryota; Viridiplantae; Streptophyta; Magnoliopsida; Fabales; Fabaceae
Product: protein phosphatase 1 regulatory subunit 7
Exons: 7
Coding region: 94-1089 (331 amino acids)
Cellular component (GO): cytoplasm
Molecular function (GO): protein binding
Source: RefSeq, a predicted model, not a curated record
ACAUAGUUUGAGUUGCAUUUUGCAGGGCAGGGCAAGGCAAUGUGAGCUUUUGAUUGAAGCAGAAAGUGAAAUUGGAAGUUCUUUAAUUGGAAGAUGGAGGAGUCAGUAGAAUCAAUAGCGGUUCCGGAUCACGACGAAGACGAUCCUUCAUCAACGAUUUUGGAUCUCAGCAGUUACCAGCUCCACGACCUUGACUCGGUCGAGUUGCCUCCCACUCUCACCGAGUUGGACCUCACCGCGAAUCGCUUGUCCACGCUGGACCCGCGCAUAGCCAACCUCUCGCAUCUCAAGAAGCUCUCACUGCGCCAGAACCUCGUCACCGACGCCGCCGUUCUCCCUCUCUCUUCCUGGAGCGCCCUCGCCUCGCUCGAGGAGCUUGUGCUACGGGAUAAUCAAUUGAGGAACAUUCCUGACGUCAGCAUAUUCCAGAAGCUUCUGGUAUUCGAUGUUUCGUUCAACGAGAUUAGUUCGCUACACGGUUGUGCCAAGGUCUCCGAUACACUCAAGGAACUCUACGUGUCCAUGAAUCAAGUUUUGAAGAUCGAGGAGAUCGACCACUUCCAUCAGCUGCAGAUUCUUGAACUCGGCUCCAAUAAAUUGCGGGUAAUGGAGAAUUUGCAGAGCCUUACGAAUUUGCAGCAGCUGUGGCUCGGUCGGAAUCGAAUUAAAAGUGUAAAUCUGUGUGGUCUCAAUUGCAUUAAGAAGAUUAGUUUGCAAAGCAAUCGUCUCACUUCAAUGACGGGUUUUGAGGGCUGCAUAGCUCUAGAAGAACUAUACUUGAGCCAUAAUGGUAUUUCAAAAAUGGAAGGGUUGUCGACAUUAGUCAAUCUCCGGGUUUUGGAUGUAUCGUCAAAUAAGUUAACUUCAGUGGAUGACAUUACGAACCUGACGCAAUUGGAAGAUUUGUGGCUUAACGACAACCAAAUAGCAUCACUUGAAGGAAUUGCUGAGGCUGUUGUUGGUUGUAGAGAGAAGCUUACAACCAUCUACCUGGAGCAUAACCCAUGUGCUAAAUCACCCAACUAUACUGCAUUCCUCAGGGAAACAUUCCCCAACAUCGAACAAAUUGAUUCAUAUGUAUUUUCGUAGAAGUUUCUUGGCUUCAGCAUCUUUGAAAUCAGUAGCUUUGAAGCUUUGUCCUUGCAGAUCCAUUUGUUCCGUUUUGAAAGAUUGAUGAUUUAGCUCCAUCCACCUAAUGAAGAGAACAUGCUUACCAAACCAUUGGACAAUAUUGUGGCCUGACCAUUUGUUACCUGUCGGAUGAAUAUGCUUGUUAUAUGUUACUUGUUUUGCAGACCACAUUUCUUUUUAUUUAUAUUUAUUUUACGACCAAUUUUUGAGAAGCAUUGUAACGCAUUAUUUGUGUUGUUUAUUAUAUUUCCUGCUACAGCUUGUGGUAUGCAGAGGUGUAGAUUAA